Messenger RNA from Toxotes jaculatrix (banded archerfish), 2045 nucleotides. It is a transcript of the gene f2, whose product is annotated as coagulation factor II (thrombin). The transcript has 15 exons. Lineage: Eukaryota; Metazoa; Chordata; Actinopteri; Toxotidae. Gene Ontology annotation, biological process: platelet activation; positive regulation of blood coagulation; blood coagulation. The record is from RefSeq and is a predicted model, not a curated record. The coding region runs from base 115 to 1968 and encodes 617 amino acids. Gene Ontology annotation, cellular component: extracellular region. Gene Ontology annotation, molecular function: serine-type endopeptidase activity; calcium ion binding.
AUACUUUGACCCUUUGGUCAAUAUUCUCCCCCAGAGACAGAGCGAGACAGAGAGACAGACUGAAGAGGAAGUCUGCUGGAUCUGGUUCUGAGGUUCUGCUUGGACAUCUGGAUCAUGGUGGAACCAGGACUGAAACCAGCUGCUGUUCUACUGCUGUUUUUACUGCACAGCUGCCUGGCAAACUAUGUUUUCCUCAACAGCCAGCUGGCCUCACAGGUGUUGGUCCGGAACCGACGGGCCAAUCAGCUGUUUGAGGAGGUGAAACCAGGAAACCUGGAAAGAGAGUGCCUUGAGGAAAUCUGUGACCAUGAAGAAGCCAGAGAGGUGUUCGAACAGGCGGAUAAAACGGAAAACUUCUGGAUGAAAUAUGUGGACUGUAAAGGAACUCAGAUGCAAAGAACAAAAAGCAACAUCAACACUAUCAGACAGUGUAUCGAAGGUCAGUGUAUUUUUGGUAAGGGAGUGAACUAUGAAGGAAAUAUCAACAUCACAAAAUCAGGGAGACUGUGUCAGCACUGGAGGCACAGCUUCCCACACCCCAUCAUGAGGGAGUUUAAUACCUCAGAGCCAAACAGUAACCUGGAGGAAAACUUCUGUCGAAACCCUGACAGCCGUGCUGAGGGACCCUGGUGUUUCACCAAAGACCCGACGGUCCAGAAAGAGGCCUGCACGGUGCCCAUAUGUGGUGAGGUCUUUGUCCCGACCACUGUGGCCCCUGACCCAGUCCAAACCGGCGAGUGUUUACCCAACUAUGGUGUAGACUACGUAGGUGACCUGAAUGUUACCUUGGGAGGCCACACCUGUCUGCAGUGGUCAUCACCGAAGGUCAAACCCCUCAGCCGGGACAAGGAGUUCAUCCCUGAGGUCAACCUGCAGGGCAACAAGUGCCGUAAUCCUGACAACGACCCUGAGGGCCCCUGGUGCUAUGUGGAGAUUUCUGGAAAUGUGACGGUCGACUUCUGUGACAUGAACCUGUGUGAGGAUCUGUUGGUUGAUGGCCUGCAGACGACACAGACUGAAGGCAGGGAGCGCUCUGUCCUGACUUCCACCAGGAGACAGUUUUUCAGUCCUCGCACCUUUGGACAAGGAGAGAAUGAGUGUGGACAGCGCCCCCUGUUUGAAAAGAAGAGCAAAAAGGACACAAAGGAGGAUGAGCUGUUGGAGUCAUACAGAGAUAAACGCAUUGUUGGGGGUGAUGAUGCCGAGGUGGCCUCAGCACCAUGGCAGGUGAUGCUGUACAAGCGUAGCCCCCAGGAGCUGCUGUGUGGAGCCAGCCUGAUCAGUGAUCAGUGGAUCCUCACUGCAGCUCACUGCAUCCUCUACCCGCCCUGGAACAAGAACUUCACCAGCAGCGACAUACUGGUCCGCCUGGGAAAACACAACAGGGCCAAGUUUGAACGCGGCAUUGAGAAGAUUGUGGCGAUUGAUGACAUCAUCGUCCAUCCCAAGUACAACUGGAAGGAAAAUCUGAACCGUGACAUCGCUUUGCUGCACCUGAGACGACCAGUCACCUUCACCGAUGAGAUCUUCCCAGUCUGCCUGCCCAGCAGGAAGGUUGCCGAGACUCUGAUGACCGAAGGCUAUAAGGGGCGAGUGACCGGUUGGGGGAACCUGAAGGAAACCUGGAACCCAGCAGCAAGGAAUUUACCCACAGUCCUCCAGCAAAUCCAUCUGCCAAUUGUGGACCAGAACACCUGCCGCCUCUCCACAUCAGUCAAAAUCACAGACAACAUGUUCUGCGCUGGUUAUAAACCGGAGGACACCCAGCGCGGUGACGCCUGUGAGGGAGACAGUGGUGGACCGUUUGUGAUGAAGUACCCAGCAGAAAACCGCUGGUAUCAGAUGGGCAUCGUGUCGUGGGGCGAGGGCUGCGACAGAGACGGAAAGUAUGGCUUCUACACUCACCUGUUCAGGAUGACCAGGUGGAUGAGGAAGGUUAUCGACAAGACAGGAGGAAGCGACGACUGAACACAAAAACACAAACAUUCAUUUCCUGUUCUCACUGUACAAGCAAGAUGAUGCUAAUAAAGUCUGUUAACAUCCUA